Messenger RNA from Phalaenopsis equestris, 1368 nucleotides. RefSeq lists its product as uncharacterized. The record is from RefSeq and is a predicted model, not a curated record. Bases 428 to 1129 code for a protein of 233 amino acids. NCBI's taxonomy places the organism in Eukaryota, Viridiplantae, Streptophyta, Magnoliopsida, Asparagales, Orchidaceae. The transcript has 6 exons.
GUCCUUCCCUUCUCUGCCGCAACCCUCGCCUGCAUCACUAUCCCUCUACCGGUUUUUCUCAGACUCUUCCCCUCUCUGCUCAAAACUCUAGCUCAUGUCCCUCACCCUACUCGUUUCGCCAAAACUAUUGCUUUUGUGUCUGAACCCUCGCGAUACAAUCCGAUUAGAGCUAACUGGGAAGGCAACAACUGGAUUGCGACGUACUGAGACCCGAAACUCCAAUCUUUCUCUUCGUUUCGCUCCGCCCCUACCCGAAACCAUCUGGGAUUUACGGCCGAAAUCCGUGAACUGCGGAUUUAUCGCAUUCGCGGAUUUAUUUUGUCCAAACCGGCCAUCUGGGAAGAUUUAGGUUAAAUCCGGCUCUAAAUCCGUUACCAGACAGCGGAGCUAUUCUCCCCACUGUCGCUGGCCUCGAUUUUCCUUGAGGAUGCCGAGGGCUCGAAACAAGAAGAGGAAGGAGGCAGCCGAAUCUAUUCCAAAGCCCGACGCCGCUUCUCUUGAUGGCGGGGACGCCAUCCCACACUUCCACGAUCGGCAAAUAGCUUUCAACCACCGUGAAGCUGAACGUCGAAUUGCUGCAAUCCGAGCUAUCGAAGUGGCUGAAGUACACAACAUGCUUGCUCGCCUUCGCAUGCUUCGAUCUUACUUGAGCAAGGAACAGCUACAGACUCCUGCUCUAAAAUUCUUCCAAGAGAACUUGCCGAACCUCUUGGUAGUGAGAAAUGAGGAAGACAAAGUGUUUGAGCUGAGGCAAAAUGAGAAAAAUGUUUUUGGACACGGACGUGCGUCAGUGGCUAGCACUGUUGGCGGCCAGCAAUUCUCAGUGGAGUCAGUGAAGCACAGUUUCCUAAAUGCAGCUGGGCUAGAAAUCUCUGAUUUUGUUCUUGAUGGUGCAGUGGACACUCAGAUGUCUCAGAUGCUGGGUGUGGGAAAUGGUUUCCAAACUCCUGGGGGGACGAGCAACCGGUCAUCAUUCGGUGUGACGUCGGCGACGAGAACUUCUAGACGGCCGAUGCAAGGGGAAAUGCUUCUUUCAAUUCGUGGCUCGCCUCUAGGAGUUUACAAUGAAGAUGAACUGGAAGCAAUUCAUGAAUCUGGUGAUGGCUCUCAUGGUGAUUCCUCUGGAUAGUGCUGAGAAGCUGCUGCUGGUUUCAGAAAUCUAGUAAGCUUUUGCCAGCUUCCAUGCAAGCAAAAGCAUACAUUUUGCUGUGUUAUGUUGAAUGUAGCUGAUCCAGAUCCAGCACAUCAAGGAAUGAACUUUUUGUAAUUUUCUUCAGAGGUAAAGUUGUGAAUUAUUCAGGGAUUCUGUUCAUUUAAAGUAUGGUUGUUUCGUUGGAGGUGGAUCUGCUUGAUUUUGUCUUGGGCGUU